UUUAUCAAAAACAUAUACAACGACGAAUACAAAUGGGCGCUUGUAAAAAGUACAUCUUUGUUCGUGAUAGGCGUACGAAUUGCCAAAGAAUGUGCAGGGCUUGAGCUGAUGCCGGCGAUUCCACAUUAA
Anopheles darlingi is the source of this 129-nucleotide messenger RNA. RefSeq lists its product as uncharacterized. The transcript has 2 exons. The record is from RefSeq and is a predicted model, not a curated record. Lineage: Eukaryota; Metazoa; Arthropoda; Insecta; Diptera; Culicidae. The annotation marks the transcript as partial.